GUUGAAAAAAUGGGCACCCAGUGCCUUCCUUGGAUGUCUUAGUACAAAAAAACCGAUUUUUCGGUUUCACAUAAAAAAAAUAUAUUAUAAAAUAUAAAGAUAACAAAAUAUAUGUUAUAACAAUUGUUUAAUAUUAUAGGCUUUAAUAUUAUUAAAAAAAUGCAUUCAUGUCGACAGUUAUUAUGUAGUUCUGCACGCUGGAAAAGUGCUCUACCAAUACAUUUGAAAACACCCGUGUUAACAAUUAAACCUGAUCAGGGUGUAGUUCAGGAAUGUCGUCAGUACUCAGCACGGAAAGGUUUCUUUUCCUCAAUCCUGGAAAACAUAAAAGAAGAUAUAGCUAAAAAUAAAGAAAUGAAAGAAAAUAUCAAAAAAUUCAGGGAAGAGGCGCAGAAACUUGAAAACUCGGAUGCAUUACAAGCAGCUAGGAAAAAGUUUCUUGCUGUUGAAUCAGAGGCAUCGAAAGGUUCCGAGGUGUUGAAGGAAACCAUUGAGGGUAUUAAGGGGAAGGUGGAGCAUGUUAUAGAGGAAGCCAGCAAAACGGAGAUAGCUAAAAGGGCGGGAAAAAUAACAGAGGACAUCUCAAAAACUGCAAAAGAUGCUGCGGAGUCUUUAGCUGAUAAGAGUCAAAAACUUGGUCAGACAUCGGCCUUUAAAACAAUAUCUCAGGCUACGGAGGUAGUUAAAAACGAAAUGGCUCCUAAAGGAUUAGAGGGAAGAGUAUACACGUCACCGGCGACCUUACGGAAAAGACUCGAGGUUGCAGCCACCGAACGAACGUUUGAGGCGGACCCGAACGCUACCGGCCUGGAGUUACACAAAGAUUCACGAUUCUAUCAACAGUGGCAGGACUUUAGAGACAACAACCAGUACGUCAACAAGGUACUGGAUUGGAAAAUUAAAUAUGAGGAAUCAGAAAAUCCAGUGUUUAAAGCGUCGAGGUUUGUGACGGAGAAGGUGAGCAGCCUGUUCGGGAACCUGUUCGAGAAGACGGAACUGUCACACACCCUCACCGAGAUCUGCAAGAUAGACCCCAACUUCACGGCGCAGAAGUUCUUAGAAGACUGCGCCAACGACAUCAUACCGAACAUUCUGGAAGCCAUGGUCCGGGGAGACAUGGACAUAUUAAAGGACUGGUGCUACGAGGGCGUCUACAACAUUCUCUCAGCGCCCAUCAAGCAGUGCAGGCAGAUGGGUUACAGGCUGGACUCCAAGAUCCUGGACAUCGAGAAUAUAGAGCUGGUCAUGGGCAAGAUGAUGGACCAGGGUCCCGUGCUCGUCAUCACGUUCCAGUCGCAGCAGAUGAUGUGCGUGAGGGACGCCAAGAACAACGUGGUGGAAGGAGACCCCAACAAGGUGAUGAGGGUCAACUACGUGUGGGUUCUGUGCCGCGACCCCCAGGAGAUGAACCCCAAGGCCGCCUGGAGACUGCUGGAGCUGUCCGCCAACAGCGUCGAGCAGCUGAUAUAGCUUUUAAAUGUAGGCAAAUAAAUAUUUUGUGAUGUUCUCCGGCGAGUUUCCUUGUUGGCGUCGUGCGUUAGGGUGUUAGGGUGUUCACGUGUUGCUGAUUGUGAGCUCUCAUGAUUCAUUUAACACCCUGCAGUGGUUCCGUCGCCUCGUAUGUUUCUGUAUAUAGUCCCAUGACCGCCGACGUCAUUGAUGACGUCACAAAUUUCCGUUCCAAAGUCCGAAGCUGAACUCCGUCAAUACGGAUUGACCGACGCGGAGUCGUUUAUAUUAUUUGUACAAUUUUAGUUUGAUAACUUUAUUAUUUGUUAUAAUAAAUUGUUUCACGCAGAGACGUCUCUUAAUUCGAGGGCCAAAUGAAACAGCGGAUCAGUAAACGGUUUUUAUUAGAGGCACGUUCAGAGGACAGCGUUCGCAUACAUUAUAUAUACAGGUAGUUUACAAAUAGAGGGGGAGUAAACAGAAAGAACAUACGUGACUAGGUUACUAAUGAUUACGCCUAAAGAAUUUUCCCAUCUUAUAAAAAAAUGUGUAGAAAACCGAUUUAUAUAUAUCGAUAGCAGUGUCUUGUGCUACACAAUAACUAAUCCGACACUCGGGAAGAAAAAUAAUAAUAAGUCUCAUUAAUCUUGAUCAGCACAGAUUAUAAAUAUAAAAGUGCAACAAACAUCGUUCGUUUUAUAAAAACUGGCGCAAAAGCUAAGGUAUAGUGUUACAAGUGUAUAGAAUAAACUAAAAUAUAUCAUUGUUGCCAUAUAAAAUAAUACUUAGAAGCAGAUAAUUCGACGGAAUGCCUGUUUAAGUUCGUUCAGACCCUUCAUUAUCACAACCACGCUAACCACAUAAAUAAUUAUUAUAAAUCGAAAAUUAUAAAAGCCUUAAAACACAACUAAAAUAUUGGAUAUUAUUAAUUUGUCUUAAAUAAUAUUUUUAUUUUGUAAUCGCUUACAUCGAAAAAAUACCACAACUUAAAAAAAAAUUAAAACUUACAUGAAUUAUAUUGUAAUAAAUGAUAAGACAUUAGACUAAACCUUAAAUAAAUUAACUUAAUUUUGUACCAAAGAAGACAAUUAAGAAAAGACAGUUCAUCGAGUCCACACACAGCGGGCGAAGCCUUUAUAACUUGGAACGUCGAUAAAUAUGUGAAGUGCAAGCACAGGAAAUAUAUGUUUGCCAGUGUUUUAAAUUUUUUAUUUAAGGUAAAGACGACACCGACUUGACAUCAAAACGCGAGGCGUCGCAGGAGAAGCCUGUGUCGAGAGUAGAAUAAUUUAAAUAAAGAUAGAGCUCUAAGUGAGCAGCUUGAAAUAUAUCGUUGAUGAAUCAUCAGGUUCACCAUCGCAGACAAGGGUGAAAGAUCCCAAGCAGAUCGAA
Danaus plexippus (monarch butterfly) is the source of this 2841-nucleotide messenger RNA. RefSeq names its product mitochondrial import inner membrane translocase subunit TIM44. Bases 160 to 1470 code for a protein of 436 amino acids. The transcript has 7 exons. NCBI's taxonomy places the organism in Eukaryota, Metazoa, Arthropoda, Insecta, Lepidoptera, Nymphalidae. The record is from RefSeq and is a predicted model, not a curated record. Gene Ontology annotation, biological process: protein import into mitochondrial matrix. Gene Ontology annotation, molecular function: protein-folding chaperone binding. Gene Ontology annotation, cellular component: mitochondrial inner membrane.